CUCGCAUCUCAGAGCGGGCAAAUUGCCGAGGAAGACAAGAUCAGGAGGCCAGUAGAACACCUGACCCGAGUAGUAGGACAGGUAGAGCAGAUCAAGAAAAACGGGGAGGAGCAGCUUCCAGAUGCACCUGAGCGGCGGGGGCCGGAUGUUGCCGCCGAAGCAGCUGCUGACCAUCGUCAUCAUCAUCUUCUCCACGCUCUCCUUCAUCAAGCUCCUUCUCCUCACCAGCUCGUCGUCCUCGUCAGCGGGCUUCACCUCCCGCAGCAGCCCGGCGUGGGACGCAGACGGCGGCGGUAACGGGACGGCUAGGAGCGCGCUCGCCUCCAAGGAGCUCGCUCUGCUCCGCUCCGUCAUCGCCGCGCGGGCGCCGUGCAGGCUGCUGGUGUUCGGCCUGUCCCCGCAGCUCCUCGCCCUCGCCAAGCUCAACUUCGGAGCUGGCGCGGGGGCCGCCACCGCCUUCGUCACAGACAGCGCCGACGACGCGGACGCCGCGCGCCGCGCGCUCCUCUCCGACCGCGGGGCUGGGUCCACCGCCGCGGCGGCCGUUCACCAGACCAGGUACCGCGACGCGGCGGCGGAGGCGUGGCCGCUGCUGCGGCGCGCGCGGGGGAGCCCGGCGUGCCGGCGGCCCACGGGGACGGUGCGCAAGUCCGGGUGCCCGUUGGCGCUCACAUCGCUGCCGCGGGAGGUGCUCGACGCGCGGUGGGACGUGGUCGUCGUCGACGGACCCAGCGGGGCGGCGCCCGAGGAGCCCGGCCGGAUGGGGACUAUCUACACCGCCGCGGCGCUGGCGCGCGCCAUGGCUGGCGGCGAGGCAGUGGACGUGGCGGUGCACGAUGUGGACCGGACGGUGGAGCGGUGGUAUGCGUGGGAGUACCUCUGCGAGGACAACCUCGUCGCCGCAAAGGGCCGCCUCUGGCACUUCCGGAUCGCCGCCGGUGCGGGGCCGACGGACGCGUUCUGCUCCAUCGGCCCCGUCCACAUCUUGUAGGACUGCUGGACGAGCAAGGGCAAGAUUCCAAGAUCACCGGUGGCAUUGCCAUUUCUUUCCCAAUCGGGGAAUGGGGAUGAAAUUGGGUGAUCCACAUCUUUUGCAAAGCUCAUGCCAAGAAGAAAGAAGAUCAAGCAAUUUUUGCUUUUAGGAAAAAGAUUGAGCUGUUCAUAGAAUUAUCGAUAAAUCUGUUCAAAUCUUUUGCUGAACUAGGCAGUGGAGAGGAGCAUGUUCAAGAAGAGCCCUUCUUCUAAACAACUACACUGGUAUUUUUUUUCAUGCACUGCUUGAUUUUAGAAAGAAGAAAAAGGUAAAAGAAUGGAAUCACUUGGAGAUACAGGAGGAAGACUAAAUUAAAUUCAUGUUGUAGUUCUUAAUGCU
Messenger RNA from Zea mays, 1372 nucleotides. RefSeq lists its product as uncharacterized. Gene Ontology annotation, biological process: xylan biosynthetic process. The record is from RefSeq and is marked provisional. Lineage: Eukaryota; Viridiplantae; Streptophyta; Magnoliopsida; Poales; Poaceae. Bases 122 to 991 code for a protein of 289 amino acids. The transcript has a single exon.